This is a messenger RNA of Necator americanus (New World hookworm), 840 nucleotides long. RefSeq lists its product as uncharacterized. NCBI's taxonomy places the organism in Eukaryota, Metazoa, Nematoda, Chromadorea, Rhabditida, Ancylostomatidae. Gene Ontology annotation, molecular function: protein binding. The record is from RefSeq and is a predicted model, not a curated record. Bases 1 to 840 code for a protein of 279 amino acids. The transcript has 6 exons.
AUGGGUGGUUGCGAUCAGUUCCCUUUUUUCGCCCUCCCUCAGGAGCUCCAACUAGAAGUUCUAAGAAAGAUGAAAGUAAAAGACGUACUAGCAGUUCGCCUUUCUUGUUCAGCUAUGAAUAAUCUUAUUGAACUUCACCGACUUUCAUUGCCUCACAGGACUUUCCAUUACGUGGAGUUGCAUCCGGUGAUGGACGAUGAGACACACAUAACUUAUGAUGAGGAAACGUUCGUGAGGCUUUUCAAGAAUGGCAAAAUCCGAGGACUAACAAUUUCUUACAUGGAGGUUACUGACGAGUUCGUGAAGUCAAUGGAACGUGCCUUCAGAAAACAUCGAAUUCUUGUACAACGUCUCGGUCUGGACUAUUGCCGUAUCUCCGCGGAUCCCUCGUUGUUUGUACGACUUUUGGAUACGAUGAAGAUCUCUGAGCUCUCCAUCAUAAACACUAUCACGGUGAAUGAGCGGUUCGCACAUGAUCUUACAGAAACCGCUACCGUUAAGAGGCUGGAACGAUUUGGAGUACUUUUGCCAACAGAAAUUUGUGACAAUUAUCUUGCGGAUUGUCGAAACGAAUGGUUAGCGGUGGUCGGAACUAAUAUCACAGCCACUGCAGUAAAUCAAUUCGUAACGGAGUGGAUAGAGGGUCGAAGGUCCUUCCAAUACCUCGCCUUGGAGUUUCCGGAACCCGUUGACCUUGCUGAGAUUCUCUACAACGUUGACUUUAACAUUGAGAAUCAAAGAAUUAUGAUUCGUAAUAAAUGUGGAGAGGAAAGGAAAGUUACUGUAUUUGACAAAUACAUUCAGAUAUACAGUGAUAAGGCAAUAAAACAGAAAAAAUAG